CUUGUGCUUCCUCCGCCCCCUCUUCCUGGAGUGAGCCAUUCCCUGCUCUUCCUGCCUUCCCUCUCUCUCUCUCUCUCACUCACUCUCACUCUCCCUUUUGGUCUCUCCGUCUUCUCCAGCUUGGGUUGAGUGUGUGUGGAACUGUGUCUAUGAGAAAGAGAGAGAGAGUACGCUUCUCCUCCUUUGAAAGAAACCCAAAACAGAGAGAAAGAGAGAGCAAAGAAAGAAAGAGCAAGUGUCUCUCUCUCUCUCUCUCUCUCGCCUGCUGGGAACUUGUUGUUGGCAAUGCCUGGCGCGGAGCAGUUCCCUCCGGCCCCUCUUUCAGAAUAAAGGACGAGGAGAAGCCCGUUAGGAAGAUCUGCAGUCGCAAAUGGUUGUACUCAGGAUAGGAUGGGACUUAAGUUGAACGGCAGAUACAUUUCUCUGGUCCUUGCGGUGCAACUAGCGUCCCUGGUGCAGGCGGUCAGAGCGGCGGGGAAGUGCGAUGCGGUCUUCAAGGGCUUCUCGGACUGUGUGCUCAAGAUGGGCAACAACAUCGCCAGCUACACGCAGGACCCGGACGACAAGAAAAAUCUCGAAACGAUCUGCAAGUACUGGGACGACUUCCACGCCUGCACCCUCAUCGCCCUCACGGAUUGCCAGCAGGAAGGGGUGACAGACGUCUGGGAGAAGCUGAAAGAGAAAUCCAAAAAGCUCGACUACGAAGGCAACCUGUUCGUCCUGUGCAGCAAGACCAACGCGGCCCGCUCCUCCGUGGUGGCCCUCCCGUCGCCUUGGCUGGUGGUGGCGCUUUCGGCCGCGUUGGCGACGCGCUUCUCCUUGUAAAGGGGGCGAGGUGGAGAGGGGGGAGGGGGCAGAGAGCCUUCUUUCCCCCUCUUCCUUCCGUCCUUCCUUCCUUCGCGCGGGGAAGGGAGAAAGCCAGCCGGAGAGAAAGAGCGAGAAAAGGACAAGCACAACCUGUCCCCCCACGACUCCGCCACCGCUUCUUCCACGCAGCCACGGCUUGUUGGUGGGAAAUAAAAAGCCUCCUCCACUUUGCUCGGCGGGGUGGUGGGUUGCACGGUGCACCCACAACAACAACAGCAACAACAACUGUGGUGGGGGGGAAAAAACAAAAGCCUGAAGCUGACCACCAUCUUCCCCUUUUGGAGAGGGGGAAGAAGAGGGAGAGAACUCACCGGCCACUGAGCAGUGCACCACGCCACCCAGCUCUCUCUCUUUCUUUCUUUCUCGCUCUCUCUUUCCUCUCGACCUCCCUCUGCUCCCUUUUGCGUCCUGAUUUGCCAAAUGGUCCCACCAACAGCCAAACUCGGACCUCAGCUUUAUCCUCUCUAGGCCUAGGUCCCUUCGACCCCCCUCACCCCCCUCCCUCUCUCUUUGGGGCGCAAAAAGCAAUCUCAGGAACGGCUUCCAGCCACCACCGAAUACUAAUAAAAGCGUUCAUAGCUAAUACUACUAAUAGUAAUAAUAAUGAAUCCUAUGAAUGAGGAGGAGGAGGAGGAUGCAGCUCACGUCGACACGAGUGGGGCUCUUUGAUGGGGGCGACGCACCAACAGGAUGGAUAGGAGGGGGGAUAUAGAGAAGGAAGAGGGGAGGAGCAAAAGGAGAGAGGGAUGGCGACGCCAUCUUUCCUUCCUGAGGAACUCUGGUGACAGUUUCGUUAUCGUUUCGUUUCAUUUCGAACGGAUUUUUUCAGCCAUUCCAUUUCAGAGACAUGGAGAAAAGGGGGAAAUAAACAAAUAAAUAAAGGACCAAUGGAAAAAAAUAAUAAAAAGGGCUGGGGAAUGAAGACAACACGGAAACAACAAGAAGAAGAUCAAAGAAACACAGAAGGAUUGAAUGAAAAUGUUGACCUAAUGAAUGCUGCUAAGUUUGCUGAGAGUUGAGCUUUACUUAACCGUCAAGGCAUCUUUUUCUUUUUCUCUCCAAAAUCCACUGCCUCUUUUUUUGUUUCUCUUUCUUUCCCCUUUUUUUCUUCUUUUUGGGAGAAAACAAUGUUUCCAAGUUUCCCCCCUCUUCUCUUGUUUUUUGACGUGUUUUUUCCACCAUUGCCGUAAGAUAUGAUUAUUCAAUCCAACCGUAUAGAUCACAAGGGGAAAAACAAACUACAAUAAGGAGGGGUUUACGUCUAUGUUUAAGAAAAAAUAAUAAUACGAGAAACACACCGCCUCAAGGUUUAUUCGGGGGGUGGAGGAGGAGGAGGAGGAGGGGGAGUAUCCCAAGAGCCUUGAUUUUAACAAAAAAAAAGAGAAAACAAAUGUAAUUUAAGAAAGUUUAUUAUAAAGUCAAUUCAGCAAAAAAAGAAAUUAUAAAAGAUUUGCUACGAAGUAUAGAACAAAGGUAUAAAAAUAAAAUUAUUGUUUGAAAUGA
Messenger RNA from Anolis sagrei ordinatus, 2370 nucleotides. RefSeq names its product neuritin 1 (gene NRN1). The record is from RefSeq and is a predicted model, not a curated record. Gene Ontology annotation, biological process: nervous system development; neuron projection extension. Gene Ontology annotation, cellular component: plasma membrane. Lineage: Eukaryota; Metazoa; Chordata; Lepidosauria; Squamata; Anolidae.